Messenger RNA from Nerophis lumbriciformis (worm pipefish), 549 nucleotides. The record is from RefSeq and is a predicted model, not a curated record. Lineage: Eukaryota; Metazoa; Chordata; Actinopteri; Syngnathiformes; Syngnathidae.
AUGGUGGAGCCCACUGCUUCCGGUGUGUUCUGCAAUAGAAUGCUGAGCAUGGUCAACUCCGAAGACGUCAACGCCAUCAUCCAGGCUCAGAGACAUAUGCUGGACCGCUUUGAGAAGACCAACGAAAUGCUGAUCAACUUCAACGGGCUCUCCAACGUACGACUUCAGCAGAUGAACGAGCGCUUCUUGCUCCACACGCGCACUCUUAUCGAGAUGAAGAAAGAUUUGGACAGCAUCUUCCGACGGAUAAGGACACUAAAAGGCAAGAUUGGCAAGCAGUUCCCAGAUGCUUUUAGUAAUAUCCACGAGUCGCCUAUCCCAGAGGACGACGACGAUGACGUGGAUCCAGCGCCUCCGAGCGGCGCCACCACCGUCACCACGGCCACCUCGGGGCAGAGCUCGGACUGCUGCGACUCCAGUCCGGACGCGGCGUCGCCCGAUGCCGGCGGAUGCUCCGAGGAACUCUCCCGAGAAACGCCCGGGGCUUCGGACCCUCGUCGCACAGCCGGCCUGCAGGAUGAGGGCCCGGACUCUGUCCCCGCGGAGUAG